This is a messenger RNA of Cylicostephanus goldi, 431 nucleotides long. Lineage: Eukaryota; Metazoa; Nematoda; Chromadorea; Rhabditida; Strongylidae. The record is from the annotation of a GenBank genome assembly.
AUGCCUCGGGGAACAUUUCUAUCAAUGGAGGAGCGCGGAGCCAUCGUGAAGAAGAUUGCCGAGCAGUUACGAAGAUCACGAAGCCCAGUCGCUGGUUACUUGCGUAAUCCAGCAACAUACGGACUUAACAAAAAAGGAGGACAGCACCGUACGCUCACAAACAGGGAAGAAAGGCGUAUUUGGCACAAAGCUUCAAAUUCAACUUUGUCGCUCCGCCAAAUUCGCGCGGAUCUAGAGCUGAACGUAUCGCGAACCACGAUUUGGAGAGCAAUACGAAGAUCUGGAUACAUCAGGCGGGCCGUUAUGAGAAAGGCACCCAGAUUAACACCUCUACACAAAUUACGCCGGCUGCAAUUCGCGAGGGAGAACAUGAGAAGAGACUGGGAAAAGGUAGGCAUCAUCAAAAAUGCUGACAUUCGCGCUUUCUGAGA